This is a messenger RNA of Drosophila serrata, 728 nucleotides long. RefSeq names its product ubiquitin-conjugating enzyme E2G 1. The record is from RefSeq and is a predicted model, not a curated record. NCBI's taxonomy places the organism in Eukaryota, Metazoa, Arthropoda, Insecta, Diptera, Drosophilidae.
CCCUAUAUUUUGGUGUCAUCCCAGUCAUAAUUUCUGUUUAGCAGGAAAAUUCUGUUUGGUCGUUCUGCUUUGGAUACUGGGUAUAAUCCAAAAGCUUUUUAUUUGUGUAAAUAGAGUGUGCGUUAAAUCAAAAAACAUAAUAUAUUAAACUGAUUAUGUCUGAACUUCAGUCAUCGUUACUGUUAAAGAAGCAAUUGGCAGAACUGAACAAGAAUCCAGUGGAAGGAUUCUCAGCUGGCUUAAUUGAUGAAAAUGAUAUAUUUCGCUGGGAAGUUUUAAUAAUAGGACCCCCAGAUACACUUUACGAAGGCGGAUUUUUUAAGGCCCAUCUUUACUUUCCUAAAGAAUAUCCGUUGCGCCCUCCAAGGAUGAAGUUCGUCACAGAAAUUUGGCACCCAAAUAUAGAAAAAAACGGAGAUGUCUGUAUUUCUAUUCUGCAUGAGCCCGGAGAUGAUAAGUGGGGCUAUGAAAAAGCAUCGGAGCGCUGGCUACCUGUGCAUACAGUGGAAACUAUUUUGAUAUCGGUGAUAUCUAUGUUGGCUGACCCUAAUGAUGAGUCUCCAGCAAAUGUAGAUGCCGCCAAGGAAUGGAGAGAAUCGUACACCGACUUUAAACGUAAAGUUGCUCGUUGUGUUCGAAAAAGUCAAGAAGAAUGUUCGUGAAGCAUAUUGGCCCUACAUUUGUAUAUUUAUAUUAAACAUUUUAUACAUUAAAGAAUUAACUGAAAU